This is a messenger RNA of Ogataea angusta, 1584 nucleotides long. RefSeq lists its product as uncharacterized. Gene Ontology annotation, biological process: dephosphorylation. The transcript has a single exon. The record is from RefSeq and is a predicted model, not a curated record. The coding region runs from base 1 to 1584 and encodes 527 amino acids. NCBI's taxonomy places the organism in Eukaryota, Fungi, Ascomycota, Pichiomycetes, Pichiales, Pichiaceae. Gene Ontology annotation, molecular function: phosphatase activity.
AUGAUCGAGAAGGUCGAGCUCAACAGAGGGUCGUCUCAAUUAUACCUGUUGGACGCGGAAACGCAUCCGUCACUGUGCAGAGGAGCGUCUCUGAGGGUGCGAUGUCGCGACUUUACGUAUUUGGCGUUCGAUUUCGCCGAUCUGUCCCAGUGUCAGGACGUUUUUGAGAGCAUUAUGAAGUUGACGUGUAUCGACGACAUAGACAAGGUUUACGCAUUUAUCUACACGCCCAUCAAGAUCGAAGUUGCGUUUGACGGCUGGAACGACUACGAUGUGCGCAGCGAGUUCCAGAGACAGGGCCUGGACAUGGACGCGGGCCCGUGGCGACUGUCGUCGCUCAAUAGCGACUAUCGACUCUGUCGAAGCUACCCGUCGCACACGGUGGUCCCGCGAAGUAUCAGCGACACCAUUCUCGCGCACUCGGUGAGUUUCCGGUCGAAAAAUAGAUUCCCAGCAUUGACAUACUACUACGCAAAGAACGGGGCGUGCAUUGUGCGCAGUGCGCAACCAUUGACCGGAAUCAAACAAAAUCGGUCUCUGCAGGACGAAAAGCUGCUGACGGAGAUUUUUGCAACAAACGGGCGCCAAUCCACAGCCAAUUUGAUUGUCGACGCACGGCCCAUGACCAACGCAAUGGCCCAGGCAGCUCUGGGCGCCGGCACAGAGGUGAUGGAGAAUUAUUCCAACUGUAAAAAAGUGUUUCUGAAUAUCGAAAAUAUUCACGUCAUGAGAGAGAGCCUGAAUAAAAUCAAAGAGGUGCUGAAAAACAGCGAUGUGUCCACACAGCUGUACAAUCCUGAGCUAUUGAUCAAAUCGGGGUGGCUCGAUCACAUUUCAAAUCUGCUCAAGGCUACAGACCUGCUCGUUAAGUCCGUCCAUCUCAAUGGCAUGCAUCUUAUGCUGCACUGUUCUGACGGCUGGGACAGAACGUCGCAGGUGGCGUCGCUGGUGCAGCUCUGUCUCGACCCGUACUUCUGCACGAUGGACGGGUUCGUGGUUCUGGUGGAAAAAGACUGGUGUUCUUUUGGCCAUCGUUUCAACGAGCGGUGUGGCCAUCUGCAACGAGAAACUAAAUUCUACAAUUACGCGCAGGACACAAAUUUCCAGAAAAUCAAGCAGCUCAACCAGCAUUUCAAGCAUCAUCAGAAUACCAAGCUGGAAAGCCCCGUGUUCCAGCAGUUCCUCGACUGUGUGUACCAGCUAAUGCGCCAGCACCCCGAGAAGUUCGAGUUUAACGAGCGGUUCCUGCGCCGUCUCGUGUACCAUCUCUACUCCUGUCAGUACGGAACGUUUCUGUACGACAGCGAACGUGAGAAGAAGGAGCUACGGCUCGAAAGCAGGACCCAGUCGGUGUGGAACUACUUCAAGAGCAGAAAGCGCGAAUUCAGUAAUCCUGGCUACCACGAGCAGCACGACAUAAUAUAUCCGAACUAUAACAACGUGCGAUUCUGGUACCAGCUGUUCGGCAAGAGCGACGAGGAGAUGAAUGGGUUUCUCAAUGUAGGGAGGCCUCAAACGGAGAAGGAGGUUCCGGCUGCUCAGGAAGUUGAAGGUCUGGAAAAGAUGGAAGUUGGCGAGUCGUAA